AUGAGACAUGCGAAGAUGUUAACAGGCGUGGCCCUGAUGGCAGUUGCAGCAGCAGAGGAUUUGACUCAACACGUGGAUGUUUUUAUGGGAACUGAAGGUGGAGGGAACAAUUUCCCUGGGGCAGUGCGACCCUUCGGCAUGGUCAAGCUUGGCCCCGAUCUCCUGCUGUCAGGCACAGACUCUUACUCGGGCUAUCUACCUGAUGGUAACUUCUCAGGUUUCAGUAUGAUGCAUGAGCAGGGAACAGGCGGGGCGCCGAAAUAUGGCACAGUUUCACAAUUGCCCUUGGUCGGCGAUAUCAGCGAUCCAUUGUCGAAUAUCACGGUGUCGCGAAGUGGUACUGACGAGGGCUCUGUGGGGUACUACAAGGCUAAGACUGGAGACGGAGUCGAGGUUGAACUGAGUGCUUCAUCAAGGGCAGGAAUCUAUCGCUAUACAUUUCCCUCGUCGCAAGGGAAUGUGCUGGUAGAUGUAUCGCAUGUGUUGCCUUCGUUUCGGGGUCAAGGCUUGAGUCAGAAUUAUGAGGGUGGAAACAUCACUAUUUUUGCUGAUGGUCACUAUGAAGGUGCUGGUGUGUAUAAUAAUGGGUGGAAUGAGGCGCCAGACUGGACUAUUUACUUCUGUGGUUAUUUCGACUCUGCUGCUAUAAGCAACAAGACAUACACAGCAACUGGUGCAGCUAGGAGUGUUGAACAGCCUGGUGGUGUUGCUACAUCUUCAUCCAACUCCACUCGUGUUGGUGCAUUAUUCUCGUUCAGUGACACCGAAGUCAUCUCUCGUGUGGGAAUUUCAUGGAUCUCAAGACAAAAAGCCUGUGACAAUGUCAACAGCGAGAUUCCAGAGGAAACUUCCUUUACUUCGGUUGUCGAUAAUGCUGUUUCUGAAUGGAACAAUGAGGUUCUUUCCAAAGUCACUACAACGAACACCAACGACACCAGCCUCAGUCUGCUAUACACUUCUCUCUAUUUCAUGCAUCUCAUCCCGACAAACCAAACUGGAGAAAAUCCCGGUUGGUCCUCGUCCGAGCCUUAUUACCAGGAUAUCUUUACUUUCUGGGAUCUCUUCCGCUGCUCCACUGCCUUAAUGCAGGUGCUUCAACCGACUGCAUAUGAAGAGCAAAUCCGAUCACUGAUCGAUAUCUGGAGACACGACGGAUACAUGCCAGACGCCCGAUCCUCCAACUACAACGGCCGCUCACAAGGCGGGUCCAAUGCCGACAACGUCCUCGCAGACGCAUACGUCAAAGGAGUCCGCGGCUCCGUCAACUGGAAAGACGGCUACAAAGCCAUGGUGAAAGAUGCAGAAGUCACCCCGGCCAAUUGGCCAAUCGACUGGAUGGCACCAGACUCCUCAACCCACGACGGCCGAAGCGCACUGCCCGACUGGCUUGAGUAUGGAUACAUUACACCCUCUUUCAGUCGGGCAGUUAGCCGGGCCGUGGAGUACGCCUAUAACGACUUCGGGCUGUACCAGGUUGCGUCUGGGCUGGGGAAGACGGAAGAUGCGCAAACGUAUCUGAGCCGCUCGCGCAACUGGCGGAAUCAUUGGAAUCCAGACCAGACUUCGCUGGGAUACUCGGGCUUCGUGGUCCCGCGCAAUACGUCGGGCUUUAUUGAGACUAAUCCAUUGAGUGAUAGUGGGUACUGGGGUGAUCCGUAUUACGAGGCUAUUUCGUGGGCUUAUUCCUUCGCGGAUGUGCAUGAUAUGAAACACAUGAUUGAGCUUAUGGGUGGCACUGACACUGUGAUCUCCCGACUGGAUACCAUGUUCACCGAGGGUGCCAGUGGAUCGAGUGGAACGAUUUUUGACCCAACCAACGAACCCAUGUUCAAUCUCCCUUAUCUGUACAAUUUCGUCGGUCGACAGGAUCUGGCGGUAUCGCGAUCUCGCAAGGUCGCUAAAACAGACUACACCACCGGUGUCUCUGGACUCCCGGGCAACAGUGAUGCAGGAGCUAUGCAGACUUGGUUGCUCUGGAACAUGAUCGGUCUGUACCCGAUUACUGGCCAGACUACCUUCCUGAUUCACUCGCCGUGGUUCGCAUCCAUGACCAUCAAUCUAGAUGAUGGGAAGACAUUGGAAAUCACAUCUACAGGUGGAGAUGGAAAUGGUGACACCGAUAUCUAUGUCCAGAGUCUCAAGGUCAACGGCCGGAUAUGGAAGAAGAGCUGGUUGACCUGGGAUGACAUAUUUGCACAAGGUGGUACACUUGAGUUUGAGCUAGGGCCGACCGCAGUCAAUUGGACAACAGGGGAGCUACCGCCAAGUCCUGCAUCUUGA
This is a messenger RNA of Penicillium odoratum, 2280 nucleotides long. RefSeq names its product alpha-1,2-mannosidase family protein. The transcript is spliced from 5 exons. Gene Ontology annotation, molecular function: carbohydrate binding; peptide-N4-(N-acetyl-beta-glucosaminyl)asparagine amidase activity. Gene Ontology annotation, biological process: glycoprotein catabolic process; carbohydrate metabolic process; protein deglycosylation. The coding region runs from base 1 to 2280 and encodes 759 amino acids. The record is from RefSeq and is a predicted model, not a curated record. Lineage: Eukaryota; Fungi; Ascomycota; Eurotiomycetes; Eurotiales; Aspergillaceae. Gene Ontology annotation, cellular component: cytosol; nucleus.